Molecule: messenger RNA, 1083 nt
Organism: Nilaparvata lugens (brown planthopper)
Lineage: Eukaryota; Metazoa; Arthropoda; Insecta; Hemiptera; Delphacidae
Product: THAP domain-containing protein 1
Exons: 3
Coding region: 172-747 (191 amino acids)
Source: RefSeq, a predicted model, not a curated record
GUUUAGGUUAUGUUUAUUUGUUUAUCUCUAGAUUUCUAUUCAAAACUUUCGUUUUCAGUCUUCAACGCUUCCACACUCAUGUGGAUUUGAGUUUUGAUAAAAUUAUUUAAUGGAUUAAUGUUUUUAGUUUUUUUAUAAUAUAGCCUUCCUGCGGUUUAUAAACUAUUCAGAAUGAAACAUAGUUUUACUGAUGGCUGUUUUCCCUUCAAAAGACCAAAACUACUUAAGCUUUGGAUUGAAGCUAUCAGAAGAAAGAAUUGGAAACCAUCAAAAAGUAGUAGAAUUUGUGGUGCUCAUUUUCUAUCUACAGAUUAUUUACAAAAGCCAGGAUCGACUCAGAAACUUCUGAAACCAGAUGCUAUACCUAGCGUGUUCUCAUUUACAUCUCAUCUAUUGAAGAAGGUGACCCAGCCAAGAAGGAGAAUUAUGAAACAAGAAGCGCCGCCAUCAACUUCUAUCAAAGAAGAGAUUUCUAUAGAUCUGCCUCCAUGUUCAAGCCAGCAAAUAAUGGAUAUUGAUCUGCUAUCAAUAUCAAGGCAGGAAAUGAUGGAUACAGAUCAAGGAACAUCAAGUCAACAAAAUAAGAACGAUUCUUCGACACAGACACCUUCUUAUUUUGAUAGAACAUAUUAUUUAAUGAAUCGAAAAGUUAAAACUUUGAGGCAAAAAAUUAGGAGAAGGGACGCCAAGAUCUCGGCAAUGAAAGAUGCCAUACGAAGAAUCAAAUCGUUCAAUUUACAAUUAUAAUAUUUAUUUAGCAAUUUUACUGUUUGUUUAUCACAUGGUCAUAAUUAUAAUACAUUCAAUAUACAUGUUUCUUCAUAGAUUUCUUUUCAUCAUUUCUGAAACUCCCACACUGAUUUUAAAUGUUAUCAGAAUACCUAAAGUGAGGUCCACGUUAUAAUGGCAGUGGAUUAAGAUAGAGGAACAGCGUUGCCUAUUCUCUGUAUCAAUCAAUUAUAUUUCUACAUUGUCAAAAACAAAUUUGGCAUCGGUGCGGAGCUAGAAUAGGAUAGUACUACCUGCUUUGUUGAAUGAUAGACAAGGAUAGCAACAUCAAAGUUAAUCAAAUACUGUCAUUAU